Messenger RNA from Styela clava, 2503 nucleotides. Lineage: Eukaryota; Metazoa; Chordata; Ascidiacea; Stolidobranchia; Styelidae. The record is from RefSeq and is a predicted model, not a curated record.
UCAGCAGUCUUCUAUGUGGAGGCGCCAUUCAAAGCGAUUGUGCAAUACAAGUUUGUGCAUCAGCCCUUCUUUCACCAAUUACGGAAAAGCGCUUGCUUGCUGGAAACUUUAAUUUUUAAUUCUUUAUGCGAUGCACCAAUGACGACCAACGAAAUGAAGUAAACUUUAAUUAAUAGAUAAGAUAUUUCAGAAGAAAAUCGAAACUUCAGAGGAAUCCGAUAAGACGAUUUGAUCAUUUAGCGAGUCGCAACCAAUCGCUUCGUUACCAGUCUAAUUUGUUUGUCUCCUGCACGAGGUUGGGUGAUUUUAAAUUAUUCAUCAAGUGAUUCAUGAACGUCAUUUUUACACAGCGGCGUGUAAAUGAGUCUCACUGCAAAUGCCGCUAAGUCGCUUUUCAAAAAUAAAUAAAAAAGGAGGGCAUGUCCCCAUACUGCCUUAUAAUGGCUACGCCUAUGAUUUUAAGAUGCAUGUUUUGAUAUCAUCAGUCAUUCUGACUGUAUGGGAUUUUAAGUAGAUGAGAUUUUACUACUUUUUUUUUUAUCUAUUCCCCCUUGUAAAUGUGUAUUAUAAAGAAUUAUCAUAUCGUUGCACUUGGCUUUUUGAAAAACUUUUGCCAUUGAAAAUACGCCUCUUGAAAACUGUGAGAAAGAUUUUCCCGAUUCGCCACUUCUAAUUGGCUACUGAUAUCACAUGUGUGUUAUGAUUAUGACGUAACAAAAACAAAAAAAUCCAAAAUAUUUCCCUAAAACGGUGAUUAUUCGAGCUAGAUUCGACUGCUUUACAGCACGGGUAUUAAAUAUGCCUAUAAAACGUAAUAAAGUCGGUGAUUCAACUCAAGGGUAUGAUGAAGGUCACCGGGUAUCAUGUGGCCGAAAGAGACGAGGGCGAAGAUUUAGGAAGAAUUCUUCCGAUUUAGAAGAAGAUGAAGCUUCAUCUUAUUUGACAGCAGUGCAUUGUAUAUAUGCAUUUGCUUCAUGGUUCGGCAGAGGAAUGGUGAAGGCUAACAAAGUCUUGACAUUCACUCAAUGCCGUAAAUCACCAAUCGUGGACGAAGAUGCUCACAGGACUGACACGAUUUCAAAUACUAAGAAGACUCAGAACAAUACCAGAAUUGAAUGUAAUGUAAUGUAAAGAAGCAUACUGGAAUCGGAACUUCUACGUCCAGUGACCAGGUUCGGAAUGAGUCUUCAGAAAACAACAAUACUCUUUUGACUCCACUUGAAAUACGUGAUGUUACAUUGCCAACCUCAAGAAAUUCCAGUAGUGCUGACAUCGGAAAACUCUCGUCAAUGAAUCUUCGAGAAUUGGAGUCAGCAUUAUCGGUUUCUAGUGGUAAUUCAAAAACAGGAAAUAUAAAAAAUGAGACUGACUACGUCAAUGAGAAUUCAUUUGUUGCUCCCCAAGAUGCUGAGACUAUAUCAGCGCAGCAAGCCACGCCGCCACCAAACUCUGUUCCGUCUUUGACUACUGGAAUACUACCGCCUCCUUGCCUCCCACUUGAACUGGAUGCAAAGGUUCAUAGCAACGCAGUUAUACCGGGAAUAGACAAUGAUAUGCUGAAAUUCAUAAAACAAUUAGAAGACCAGAAAAAAUUAUUAAUGCGGGGUUUGGAAUCGAUUGUUUCGGCAAAAUUAUGGUUUGAAAAAAGCUUGGAGUAUGUCAACGAGAAACAGAGCCAACUAAAGAUGAAAAGAAAUGACAGUUCUGAACCAGUAAAAACAGUGGAGCCAGCGGAAAAUAUAUGCAACAAAGAUUUUUCUAUCGGAGACGCGUUCGGCAACUUUAAAUUUGAUGACAUAGCUGAGACAGAGAAUCAGAUAAAAUCACUCGUUAAUACUACGAGAAGACUGGAUAAAUUUCUCAAAACUUCGAAGAAACAAGUUACUGACAGGACAGAUCAACACAAAAACAAGAAAUUUCACAACAAAUCAACACAAACUUGCGUAUCUCCAAAUGAAAAACCCAAGGCCGACGGGGCUCCAAAACUGGACGUCCACAAUUACGAAGCUGACUACGAAGAUGAGAGUCACGAUGAAGGUUUAAUAAAAUCGUUGAAAAAUGUCUCUGAAAAAGAUAAACGGAGGCCAGUCCACGACAUACCUCGACAAGAUUCUUCAAAAUCAGAGGAAUCUGACAAUGGAAUAAAAGAAGUGGAGAAAAUAUAUGAAUUGAAACAGGACAAGGAGGAGAUCAAAAAAGAUCAGGAAAUAGACGACAAAUACGACGAAGCAUAUUAUGAGGAUGACUUUGAAAGUGACGAUGACGAUUCACGCAAAUCAUCUUCCGGGAAAGGUCAGAAAAUGAAUGACAAAGACUACGAAGCUUUAUACGAAGAUGAUUUUGAAACUGACGAUGAUGAUUCUACGAAGUCAUGAAUCAUUCAGUGACUUCAACCCUUCCAGCAGCAACAAUUUUGAGAACAAGAUUUGAUAUAUAUAAUUUCAUCAACUCAUCAUUUUGCAUUUUCAGUAUUAAUAAAUUUCAUAUUUUUGUUCAAUAUAAU